AGUUGUACAGGGUAUUCACCUACUAAGAAAAAACGGAAAACCAAACUUUUGAACAAAGAUGUUGCCGCGGAGUUUGUUUAAAUGUAGAAGAAUUCUAAACGAUGGAAGACGCUUUUUGUCCCAUACUCCAAAAAGACAAGAUGCAAACCCUGUUCUGGAAUACUUCCACAGUAAAAUAAAAGCAACUGGUCCGAUUUCGGUAGCCGAGUUUAUGAAGGAAACUUUGACUAACCCACAAUCCGGGUAUUACAUGAAUAGAGAUAUGCUUGGAAAUGAUGGUGAUUUUGUGACGUCACCAGAACUUAACCAAAUAUUUGGAGAGAUUAUCGCAAUAUGGUUUAUCAACGAAUGGAAUGCUCUGGGUUCUCCUGCGGAACUUCAAAUAGUAGAACUAGGUCCUGGUCGUGGCACGCUAGCAGAAGAUAUUCUCAGGACAUUUCACCAACUUGGUCAUGUUUUAAAAGACACAAAACUUUGGUAUAGUUUUGUGGAAGUGAGUCCUACUCUUUCAAAAAUCCAACAUGAACGCUUAUUGGACUCUACUUCAUCUAAGACCAGUAACGGUGAAGAGAAGUGGUAUUUAUCUGGAAAAUCCACACAUGGUGUAAACCUGCAGUGGUAUAAAUCGCUACAAGAUGUGCCUAAUGGCAAAGUGACAAUUUUUGUUGCACAUGAGUUUUUUGAUGCUUUACCAGUGCAUAAGUUUGUGAACAGUGAUAAAGGGUGGCAGGAAGUAUAUGUAGAUAUAUGCCCGGAUGACGCAGCCAUGAAACUACGCUAUGUUGUCUUGCCAAAACCAACUAUUGCAAGCAGGACAUUAAUUAAGAAAGAUGAAAACCGCAAUCAAAUUGAAGUUAGUCCUCAGUCUGGGAUUAUUGUCCAAGAGAUGGCUCAAAGAAUUGUUGCUGAUAAAGGAGCAGCAUUAAUUGUAGACUACGGCCAUUAUGGGACAAAGCAAGACACACUGAGGGCUUUCAAGUCCCAUCAACUUUGCGAAGUAUUCUCUACUGUUGGGGAGGCUGAUCUGACAGCAGAUGUAGAUUUUAAGUAUUUAAAACAAUCAAUUGAAGAUUACAAUGUGACAACUAUGGGGCCAAUUCCUCAACAUGUUUUUUUGAGGAAUAUGGGGAUUGACACCCGACUCAUGAUGUUGCUACGAAGUACCACAGAUGAUGAUGUUCGACGCAAGUUGAUUGGAAGUUAUGAAAUGAUCAUGAAUCCAAAACAGAUGGGAGAAAGAUUUCAAUUUUUCUCUCUUCUGUCAAAACAAAGACUAGAAGAAGUUCCAAUAGCAGCCUUUACAACUAACUCCUAAAACUUAACCUUCGAACGAAUGUGACUGGUGUAAAAAAUGUUCUUACUUUUAAACUAAAACAUUACUUUACCACACCGGCAAACAUAAGUAAUUUUUUACCAAGCUGUGUCUUCAUUUCGCUAAGUAAAAACAAAUUAUAAAAAUUGCUGUUA
Messenger RNA from Ciona intestinalis (vase tunicate), 1467 nucleotides. Lineage: Eukaryota; Metazoa; Chordata; Ascidiacea; Phlebobranchia; Cionidae. The record is from RefSeq and is a predicted model, not a curated record.